This is a messenger RNA of Sitophilus oryzae (rice weevil), 921 nucleotides long. Its product is annotated as L-2-hydroxyglutarate dehydrogenase, mitochondrial-like. NCBI's taxonomy places the organism in Eukaryota, Metazoa, Arthropoda, Insecta, Coleoptera, Curculionidae. Gene Ontology annotation, molecular function: (S)-2-hydroxyglutarate dehydrogenase activity; (S)-2-hydroxy-acid oxidase activity. The record is from RefSeq and is a predicted model, not a curated record.
UGUAAUACAUGCUUAUUGCUUUUUAGAGAAUAUGACGUUGUUGUGGUUGGUGGAGGAAUUGUGGGUGCAGCUUCAGCAAGGGAACUUAAAAUACGCCACCCUAAGCUUAAAAUGGCUAUAUUAGAAAAGGAAAGCGAAUUAGCAAAACAUCAAAGCGGUCAUAAUAGUGGAGUUAUACACGCGGGUAUUUACUAUAAGCCAGGAUCCCUUAAAGCAAAAUUAUGUGUAGAAGGUUUACAACUGAUGUACAAGUAUUGCGACCAAAAGAAAAUACCCUACAAAAAGGUAGGAAAACUCAUUGUGGCGACCAACGAAGUAGAAGUGAAGAGACUUGCAGAUCUUCAUGAUAGAGCUAUACAAAAUAAAGUUCCUGAUAUCAAACUACUGAACGGAGUAGAAGAAAUUCAAAAAAUUGAACCCUAUUGUGUGGGACUUCAAGCCUUGUGGUCACCUCAUACAGGAAUUAUUGACUACACAUUGGUCACUAAACAGUAUGGAAUAGACUUUAAAGAACAAGGUGGAGAAAUCCAUCUUAAUUUCGAAGUCAACGGUUUUGAAAAUUCCAAAGACAAUAACUAUCCAGUAUUAAUUAAAUCUACAGAUGGGCAACAAGUCAAAAGUAAAUACGUGUUAACUUGCGGUGGACUUCAUUCAGAUAAAUUAGCAGAAUUAUCAGGUACGUCUAAAAUUAUUUAUUUAUUUAUUUGGAAUCCCCCAGAAUCCGAUUUAGAUGUAAUACUUGCUUUUUUUAAGCGCUGGAAAAAGCGGCAAUUGAUCAAGGGAAUCAUUUACCCCGUUCCCGAUCCUCGUUUUCCAUUUUUAGGAGUCCAUUUCACUCCAAGAAUGGACGGAAGCGUUUGGUUAGGCCCAAAUGCUGUUCUAGCUUUUAAAAGAGAAGGAUACACGUGAGUACAUUAUGUA